CUUCGCCAACACGCGUUGCCACAGAUAAAGCUCCAAAACAUACACUGAUAAAAAAUCGUCGCAUUUUUUUGUCAAAAUUGAUUUUUGCGGUUUCGGAUCCGAUGUGGCAUAUGCGGGUAUUCGGGAGCUUUUGAGUAUGUGACGAGCGGCAACGUGUUUGUUUUGAAAGCAACAGAUGAUGUGUUUUUGUGAUAUUUUUGAAAUUUGAAAUUUUUUCAAAUGGCUUUAGAGCUGAGUUCGCAUCCUCCGAUGCCUUUGGACUAUAGUAAUAGUGGAACGAGGGAAAAUUCGAGUAGUCCGGUAAAUGUUUCCGAUUCGGCACCGUCGAGUCCGCCGGGAAGUAGCGCCUUCACGGUCGUAACGCCCAAAGGACGAGACCUUAUGUCCGAUCGAAAUGGCUCUCCUGUUCAGUUUCCUUCGCCGACAGCAUAUGCGAGCUAUUGCAGGACACUCUGGGGCUCGCCUUUCAUGUCAAGCAGCCCUCGCUAUUUAUCUCUUGCUCAGAACCAUUCCGAACAAUCACCCGACAAGUCGAAAGAACCAAUCAACUUCGGCAUCAGUCGACUCGUCACGAAAUCCGACGAUGAAGAGGAACAAACGAACAACAACAACACAAAAUACUAUCAGAAAGACGAAGGAAGUAGCGACGAAAUGAAACUAAACGGCGAUAAUCGAUGGGAUAACUCCCCUAGACCCUCACCUAGCACAUCCCCGGAGUUGGAAGUGGACUCUCCACCACAUUCCCGGACCAACUCGCCUUCACCUCGGCCUCCUUCAGUGACCGAAUUGAAUAAAAUCGAGACUUCGAAAAAAUCUGAAGCGUUUUCGGUCAGCGCUUUACUAAGACCUGACAAUCCAAAGAAAUCAGACGGGCCUUGUUAUCAAGAAACCAUAUCAGUAACUCGAUCAUAUCUUUCUCCGCCAUUCAUGGAUUUACUAAAAGACGCCCAUCUUAAGUCAAAUCCGGAUUAUGGUUUGUCUUUUCUUCCGAGAAACUUUGUACAUCCCGGAUUUUUCCCUCCCGGACUCUACCCCCAAAAGGAGAGCGAAGAAAGGAGCUUUUUGCCAACUCCUACGAAUUUGUAUUUUAGUGCAGUUGCUGCGGCUAUGGCGAAUGGACAGUCGCAACCAGGACAAUAUCCUCCACCCCCCACUUCGGAAGAGCUCUUUAGGUUACGGCAUCACCUUAUGAAUAGUCCAGGGAUUCAUCCGCACCACCACCAUCUGUUGAUGAGGCCCGGAAUGAUGCCUCUAGGGGACGUUUAUUCGUGUAUUAAGUGUGAGAAGAUGUUUUCGACGCCUCAUGGACUCGAAGUCCAUGCCAGGAGGUCGCAUAACGGAAAAAGGCCUUUCGCUUGCGAGCUGUGCAAUAAGACUUUCGGACACGAAAUCAGCCUCAGCCAACACAGAGCUGUCCAUAAUGUGGAAAAAGUAUUCGAAUGCAAACAAUGCGGUAAAUCGUUUAAAAGAUCUUCGACUCUCUCGACUCAUCUCCUUAUACAUUCCGAUACUCGGCCCUACCCUUGCCAAUACUGCGGUAAGAGGUUUCAUCAGAAGUCAGACAUGAAGAAGCACACUUAUAUCCAUACCGGCGAGAAGCCGCACAAGUGCACCGUCUGUGGCAAGGCCUUCAGCCAGUCCUCGAACCUCAUCACGCACUCCAGGAAGCACACUGGCUUCAAGCCCUUCGCCUGCGACCUCUGCGGCCGGGCCUUCCAGCGCAAAGUGGACUUGAGGAGGCACAAGGAGACGCAGCACACUGAGCUCAGGCCCAUCGUCACAUAGUGCCAGACCGCCGGAAGCACCGCCGCGCUUCCGGCCAAGGAGGACGAGGGAGGCAAGUUGAUGCCGGCGUUUAGGCCGCAUUCCCUGAUGGACCAAAAUGCGUCGCAGCCGAUCGCUAAUCAUUUGAUCAGUGCUGAGGCGGGUUCUUCGAAUUUGCAAUUGCCGCCGAUACGUUCAGUGUUUUCUAAUGUUUGUUGGACGUCGUAAACAUACCAAAGACUUACCAAAUUCACUCUAGGCGUUUCAUCUGUGAUUUUUUGACAUCAUAUGAGAUAUGGUGCUAGUUUUGGACUACUUUUGUAUUUGUUUCGAGUCGCGGUAACACCUUUUGGAAUCUGAUUCCGAAGGGAGAAAGCACCGACUUGAGUCACUGUACUAGGUGUUAUUCCAAAUAUUUAAUAUCUAACGUGCAAUUUGUUAUUUCAUAGUGCAAUUUUACGGUUAUUAAUGAUGAUGGAAACAUAUCAAAAGCACUGGCAAUAUUUUCAGAACUUUCUGAAACAUUUUUUGAUUCACUUCUGUGUUGUUCUGAAUGUAAAUUUACUAAUCUAAAAAAAAAAAAAAUAAAAUUUAAAUUUCCAAAUCAAUUUUUUAAAUUUGAAAAUAUUUAGACCUCAAAUUUCAUUUAAUCAAUUUGGAAAUAAAAAUAACCUAUCACCAAAGUAAAUAAUUGACUUCAAACAAAAUUCUCUCAUUAUAGAAAUCAAUCCUAAAAAUAAUUUUUUGUCUGGCAUAACUUAGCUCUUAACUAGCGGCUUCAAACUUUUUCAGGUUUAUAAAAAAAAUCGUAAUUUAAUAGAAACAAAAAAAUGCAAGCCUUUUUUAUAAAACUAAAAAUAAUUUUUUGUCUUAAACUUUUCUAGCAUUUUUAGUGGGUAUACAAACAAGUUUUUAAAUUUCUUUAAUAAAUACAAAGGUUUUUAAAUAAAUUGUAUUUUACUAGAACAAAUACACUUGUUUAUCGCAACAAUUAUAGAUUCAUCUAACAGUUUGAUGAUAUAAUUAUGUGAGAAUAAAUAAUAAAAAAUAUUGUAUUAUAAUAAUUAAAAACAUUUUCGUGAAUCCACAAUUGAUUGUUCUGAAACAGUUUGGUGUUAUCAAUUUGGUGACAAAUAUGUCGUUUUGGGAAAAAACAUAUAAUUAAUAAAUAAUAUACUUAAUAAAUAAAACGUAAUAAAUUAAAAGCCGAUAUCAUAGCAUUCAAAUGUUUUAAUAGUUAUUUGUACAACUAGUUUUGAAAGUCAUACUUGUUUUCACGAAUUUGCAGUUGAUUAACGAGGGCUCUGCCCAAGUUAAUCAAGGAAAUGAGUGAAUAAAAGGMCUUUUAAAACGAGUUGUACACAACAUUUUUUUGCAUAGUGAUAUCCCCAGGUACCCCAAAGACUAAAAAGAUAACAUUUUGAUAAAUCAAAUUGUAAUGUAUCGCGAGCUUUUUGUAAUGAACUCUAUAGAAACUAUAGAAAUCGUUUAAAAAAGUAUAACUUUCUAUACGAUUAAUCGUAAUGAAAAUUCAACUUUCAUAAUCACUAUGCAAAAAAUAGUUUCUUUUUAAGAAUCCAUAUUACAGAUAUUAACGAUUAAAUUAAAAGUGUGAAAUUUAUUUAUUUAUUCUGUGUACCUUCAUACAGGUGAUCAAAAAGUAUUAUUAUAUUAUUAAAAUUAUUAUUUAAAUUUAAAUAUUUUAAAAAAACUUUCAUAUUAGAUUAUCUUUUAGAAAAGCCAAAAACGAAAGCUUGGUUCUACAUAUUUUGUCCCCUUAUGUAUUCUAGUCAGCUCCAACUAGUUUUUUCAGAAGUCAAAAAUUAAAUAAACAAAAUGGUAGUUUAAAUAAAUAAUUUCAAAAAAAAAAUGAAAAAUGGUACAAGACGAGAUACCUACAAUAGAAAAAAGAAAUAUUUUUCUAAAUAAAAAUUUAUGGAUUAAUAAUUGACGGUUGACAAUGCAGUUGUUGUGAUUGCUCUAGAAGUCGAAAAAAGCCGGAAUUUUAGUGUUGCAAGUUGGAGCUAAAAUAUCACUAGUCUCGAAAGUCUCGUAGAGACCAUAUCUUUAUUUACAACAGAGGAGCAACGCCACAGGAAUACAAAGCAGGCUUCCUUGAUUGAGCAACUUGAUUUUUAACCAGAGUUGCCUCCAACUACGGAUUGAAAUCGUAGUCUCGAGGAAAAGCGAGAUUUUGCCCGCAGCACCGCAGCAAAUUGAAAAAUAUUCCAUUCUUUCAAGCAUCUCGUGAAUUAUUUAUCAGAGUCACAAUUAACGUCCAUUAGCAUUGUUUAUUUUGACUGACUCGAAUUUGCGCUAGUUUUUCAGGAAAAUCGCGUGGAAGGGGCAGAUUAACGGCUCCUGAUUAAAUUAUGCACAAUGCGGCGUUGUCAUGUCAUGUAACUCCAUACUCCCAGAGCUGUGGUAGGGAAGAUCACGACACUAGAAAGCUGGUUUCCGGUUUCAGCGUCGUGUCGACACCCCCACUUUCCACCACCAAAGCUGUUUCAAGCUCGCAAAACUGUCAAGUUUCAUUCUCUUAAACGACUGAUUUUACUUCAACAAUUCUAGAUUUGUUAUUUUCAAAGCUCUGCUCUUGAAAAUCUUCACUUGAAAUAUUUAUUGCGAAGAGUGCUGAAAGUAUUGCCAGAUGUCUCGAGUUGUCUGUUCACAUAACGACCACUUUCAUUAUUCAUUAAAGUACAGAAUAUUAUUACUAUUACACGGGAUUAAUUCAUAUUGCAACUCUUAUUGAUCUCACACUAUCAACACGUAAUUAUUUUAACGAAAGUUAUUAUCAGAAUCGGAUAUUGUUCUAGUUACACUAUAAAUUCAUUACUAAUACACUAGUCAAUAAAAAUGUUGUUACCAAAUCCGAUUCUUAUAAUUGAGAUUCACAGUCUACACUUUCCAUUAAGUACAACUUUCCAACGAUAUUAUUUUACAAUACACGAAUGUACAUAUUUUCCAUUACUGUUAUUUUUGUGGAUAGCUUUAGUCAAUGUUAAAUGUAUUAUAAAAUAAUGUAAAUUAUAAAAUUUUAAGUAAAGGCACUUUGUAUGUAAAUGUGAAAAUUCCUGUAAAUAUGCUUAUGUGUACGUUUUAACACACACUUUUAUUCUGUCACCAGAAAGUAAAUAAAAUA
Messenger RNA from Tribolium madens (black flour beetle), 4909 nucleotides. Its product is annotated as zinc finger protein 584-like. NCBI's taxonomy places the organism in Eukaryota, Metazoa, Arthropoda, Insecta, Coleoptera, Tenebrionidae. The record is from RefSeq and is a predicted model, not a curated record. The transcript has 5 exons. Bases 220 to 1785 code for a protein of 521 amino acids. Gene Ontology annotation, molecular function: RNA polymerase II cis-regulatory region sequence-specific DNA binding; DNA-binding transcription factor activity. Gene Ontology annotation, biological process: regulation of transcription by RNA polymerase II.